Diorhabda carinulata is the source of this 4575-nucleotide messenger RNA. RefSeq names its product splicing factor, suppressor of white-apricot homolog (gene su(w[a])). The transcript has 10 exons. The record is from RefSeq and is a predicted model, not a curated record. Lineage: Eukaryota; Metazoa; Arthropoda; Insecta; Coleoptera; Chrysomelidae. The coding region runs from base 102 to 2732 and encodes 876 amino acids. Gene Ontology annotation, molecular function: RNA binding. Gene Ontology annotation, biological process: mRNA 5'-splice site recognition; RNA processing.
GGGCUAUUCGCAAAUGCCAUACUGUUGGUAUUUCUGAGUGGAAAUGAUAAUUUCAAUUGUCACAUACAUCACAAUUACUUCAAAUAGUUGUGUAAACAGAAAUGGCGAGUUGGAAUGGUACUUCCGAAUCAGGAAUUUUAAGAAAAAUUAUUAAAACGGAAAACCAUGACGAACUCUUAAUAUUUGGAUAUGCUUGCAAACUAUUUAGAGAUGACGAGAAAGCCCUGUAUAUCGAUCAAGGAAAACACCUUAUUCCCUGGAUGGGUGAUGAAUCUCUAAAAAUUGAUAGAUAUGAUUGUCGUGGUGCCUUAUCAGAUCUAACAAAAUAUGAGGCCAGCAGAGAGGGCUAUGAUGCUACUAGAUGGUUGGGACUUAGUGAAAAAGAAAGAAAUGUUGAAGAAUUAUGUGAUAAGGAAAGGUAUCACUCUCUUUUAAUUAAUGAAGAAGAAGAACAAAUGUAUAAAGAAGAGGAAAUAAAAAGACAAAACACCAAUACUUUCCAAUAUAGUUAUGAUGUACCCCAGAACCCUGAACUGAAAAAAAAUGAAGAUGUUCCAACAGUUGCUGAAGCUGAAGAAGAAUACAAUCCUCCACCUAUUCUUGACCUACCAAUAGAUAUUGAAUGGCCUAAGACUGUAAAGGAGAAUGCAAGGAUAGAAAAAACUGCAUUGUUUGUGAGCAAACAAGGACCACAGAUGGAAAUCCUUCUCAAGGCAAAGCAGGCGGAUAAUCCACAAUUUUCAUUUCUUAACCAAGAUGAUAAAUUGUACACAUUUUAUAGACACAUUUUAUCGCUGUUUAAAAGUGGGAGGUAUCAUGGAUAUGAGGCCCACACUAAACAUACAAAUGAAAACAUAUCAGAAAAUUUGGACCAUGAUUCCAGCUCACACUAUUUGCAUCCAAGUUUGACUUCAUCAACAGCAGCAGAACCGGCGGCUACCACUGCCAUUACCAUACCCCAGAUUCCAUACAAGCCGUCAGUGAACUGCGCUUAUAGUCAACUGGUAAAUCGUAUACAGGGUAAUCAAGCUGAGACACAAGAGACGCCCAAGAUGCCGGAUUAUGCGCAGAUGACCUACGAACAACAGCAAUACUACCAGUAUUACUAUGUACAGCAGUAUUUUGAGUAUUAUAAGCAAUUGGCUUUACAUCAACAAGGACAAGCUGGAAAUCCAGGUGAAUUUAUCCCACCGGCAGAUUUCCAAAACUUAGAUCCAUCACUUCAAACUUAUAUCCAACAAAUAGGCUACAACCAGUACCUUCAAUAUCACCAUCAGUCGAAUAAUUCGUAUGUUCAGACAGCAACUAAGGCAAAUGAAGGCGCUAAUAGUACAGUAACCCAAUCUCCUCAAUAUGUGCCAGGUACUAAACUAGUAGAGGAAGAAAGGACGGUUACAAUAGUCAAAGAAAGAAAAGAAGUUGAGCUGAACAAGCCGUUAUUGUCACUUGCCGCUUAUGGAUCAGGAUCUGACAGUGAGUCGGAAGAUAGUACGGAAAGUGAUGAUAAAACUGUUAUAAGAAUUGAUAAAGUUGAAGUAGAAUCUUAUCCUGUCCCUACAGAUGAAACUAAAAUCGUUAUAGACAAAAUGGCACUGUAUGUUUCAAAAAAUGGGGAACAAUUUGAAGAGAUCGUCAAAACUAAGAAUGAUCCUAGGUUUGACUUUUUACAUAACACUCAUAUUUUUUAUAAAUAUUAUAAAGAAACUCUUAAAGGGUUUACGAACGAGAAUACAGAAAACGGGCAGCAAGAUAAAGAGGAAAAAGACGAAAAGGACGUAAAAAAGACGCAAAAGGAGAAAAAAGAGAAGAAAGUAAUCGCUCCGGUAAGUUUUUCCAUAAAGAAAACAAAAGAAGAACCUUCAAAAGAAAUUAAAAGUGCUUUACCAGUAGAAGAAAGUAGUGAUGAAGAACAGUCGAAUUCAACUUUAACGACUCCAGAGAAGCCCAAAUCUCCUGUAUUGCCUUCUACCCCUUCAGUUACCGUUUGGAGAAUUGGCGGUGAAGUACCAAAAAAGAUUAUACCAGAAAAAAUAACAGUAUCCGUUGCUGAAAAUACCGAAGAAGUUAAACAAAUAGAAGAAGAUAAGAAAAAUUCUAUUUUAAGUGAAGAAGAUCCUAUUCUAGAGAUGAUGGAAUUAACAGAUGGUUUGGAAGAGAAAAAAGAUGUCAAAAGAGCAGAAGAUAAAAUAAAAGACAAGCUAGCAGCAGCCGCUAGAGAGAAACUUGCUUCAGUUACUCGAGACAGAGCUCUUCAGUUAGAAAGAAAAAAGAAAGCAGCCGCCUUUCUGAAACUAAAAUCAGUCGAAACCAAUCACAAACCAAUCGAAAUCAAUUCUGAAGAUAGCCAUAAUUCCGAUAAAGAAAAAUCACCCCUUAGACGAGAUUCUAAAGACUGCAUUGAAAUAAUAGAAAUAGAUUCAGAAGAUUCUCCUCCCAAGAAGAAGAAACAUAAGAAAGAUAAAGACAGACAUAAAGAUACAAAGUACAGUCGGUCUAGAAGUAAAUCAAGAGAAAAACGGAAAGAAAGAAAAAAGGAUAGGGAUAGAGGUAGACGUAGAAGUAUCGAUACUGAUGAAGAAGAAGAAUAUAGAAAAAGGAAAGAGAGAAGGAAAAAGUCACAUAGGAGGAAACAUUCAAAAACUCGACACGAAGGAAGAAGUAAAAGGAAAUCCAGAAAACGACAUCAAAAAUCUGAAUCCCGGAGCUCUGACAGUACUGACAGCGUAUUGUGACAACGUCUCUGAAUUAUUAGUAAUAAGGUUAUUUGUUUAUUCAAUAAAUAUGAAGGACAUUGUGCUAAUAAACAAAAUAUUUCUCAAGAUAUCUUAAAUUUAUCUAAGUAGUGUUGAAGGUUAUAGCCAGAUCUUUACUUCUGUCAUACAGCUGUAAAUAACUAGGAUGAUAUGAGGAAACAGUGUUGUUGGUCUUGUUGAUAUUGUAAUUUUAAUUUUGUGAAUGUAUAUGUAGUAUUUGAAACAAAAUAUUGUGUUCAUUUUCACGAAAAAUCAUUCUUCAAACUUAUUAAAAAAUUCUUAAAGUGAUUUUGUUAACUGUUAUUAAAUUGGUCUAAUUGAUCAGCAUCCAUACAAACUUAAUACACGAAUUCAAAAUAUAAUGUGGAACUGAGUGGAAACUUUCUUUUAUGAAAAGUUAUAAGAAACUCAUGAAUUAAUAAAAAACAUUUUGAAUCAAAUGGAAUUGCUGAAGUAUUAUUUAAUGUUAAAAAUUAAAUCAAAAGUUAAAAAUCAAAAAUCUCCAAAGAAUGAAUCCAUUGAAAAUAAAAUAAUUUAAUCAAUGUUAGCUUACAAUCAUAGCAUUCAUUCACACAUAAAUAGAAGAGUUGCUUGAAAAGUUUCAUUUUAAGCCUAUCCGAUCUACCCCUUUCUCCUCAAAAUGAAAAUCUAUCCUGAAAGUGAAACUUAGGGUUAGGAAACAGGAAAAAGUCUCUGGGGGCUGGAAAUGAUAUGCAGUGGGAAGUCAACCAAUUUGAAUGGCAAUUCAUGAAUUUUAGUCAUGGCAAUCACUGAAGUGUGAGAAGGUGCGUUGUCCUGUUUGCAAAGUAUUUCCUUUUUCUUCAAAUGAUGUCGCUUUUUUGCAAUUUCUCACUCUAUCUUAUCAAGCGAUAAUCCGUGACACUCUGAUGUUAUUGUUUUACCUUUUUGAAGAUGUCUAUCAACGCAACCCGAUAUGACUAUACUUUUUCGGAGUAGGCUUGCCCAAAUCUAUGUCUUGAUCAUUUUUUCGUUUCAGGAAUGUAGUUGUGGAUCCAGGUUUCAUCUACAGUUAUGAAUCGACGCAAAAAAUCCGUCUCAUUUCACUUAAACCACGAUAUUGAGGCCUAAGAAAUGUAAAUUCGAAUAUAAUUUUGGCCAAAGUGGCACCCAUCGUGUGGAUAGCUUACGCAUUCAUUAUUCAUCAAUCAGUAUAUGGAAAUGCGUUAUUUUAAUAUGCCGUUUACGUCUUCUAUCUUUCUAACCUUAAUCCGACAAUGUUCCAGUACCAUUUGGUGAACUUUUACGAUGAUAACGCUGGUUUUUAGUUUUUAGCUGUCCCGGCGUAUUUCCUUUCAACUUAUAUUGUUAAGUGGUGACAUUUUCAAACAAAUAAUCCUCGUAGUAAAGCACAUCUCAGUAUUGAAAUAUAUAUAAAGUGGUGGCCCAAAUCAUAAAUACAAAAUUAAAUAUACAAUAAUUCAUGUGAAACAUAAUUUAUUUCAAUAAAAAUAAAUCAGAUUCUGUUCACAAUAAAAAUUGAAAAAUUAAAAAACGAAAAAUAUACACAACUAAAUACGAGGCUAUUGAAAGCCAACUAACAUUGAAACACGCACAACUUCAGGCAAGAUUAUGAUAAUGUCUGCCAUCUUCAUUCAAUCGAGUAAUUAUUGACUCGAGUAUGAUGUUGAAUUGGUUGACCUACAUUUUUGUUGCAUCUUGUAUAUGUGCUUGAAACUAUAACAGUCAGAAAUAAGUUUCCCAAUAAAGAAUUUUAUAAUUAUAUUUGUAAAUUAUUUAUUAUCAUUUUGUAUAUAACGGAUUUGUAGAAAAAAUUAAGUCAAUAAAACAAUUUUAUAUUAAA